This is a messenger RNA of Penicillium odoratum, 906 nucleotides long. Its product is annotated as telomere maintenance SDE2 family protein. Gene Ontology annotation, cellular component: nucleus. The coding region runs from base 1 to 906 and encodes 301 amino acids. Lineage: Eukaryota; Fungi; Ascomycota; Eurotiomycetes; Eurotiales; Aspergillaceae. The record is from RefSeq and is a predicted model, not a curated record. The transcript has a single exon.
AUGGCAUCACCAAAUGUGAACAUUUUGCUGUCGUCCUUCCCUGGACUGUCGCUGCCAUCUACCGUCUCGUUCUCUUUGCCCUCAACCUCUAGCAUCUCGGACCUAACGGAGAAAGUCGCCUCAUAUCUCCCGUCCUCGCUUUCCCUCCAGUCCCUGAUCCUCACAACCACCAACAAUAAACAAAUCACACCCUCUGCGGAUCCUUUGCAGUCUCUGAUCGUUCGCGAUGGCGCAUCCGUGGCCUCCACCCUCCUCCCUGUCCGCCUGUCAGUCCCCAUGUGCGGUGGUAAGGGUGGUUUCGGAUCUCAACUUCGUGCUGCUGGUGGCCGCAUGUCCAGCAAGCGCAAGCGUAACCAAGGCGAUAACAACAGCUCCAGCCGCAACCUAGAUGGACGCCGCCUCCGUACCGUGGCUGAGGCCAAGUCACUCGCCGAAUACCUUGCUGUGAAGCCCGAGAUGGACAAGAAAGAGAAGGAGGAGCGUCGCCAACGAUGGCAGGCCGUGGUGGAGCUGGCAGAGAAGCGCCAGGAUGAGCUCAAGAGUGGUGGCGGAAGGGAGAAGAUUGAUGGUCAAUGGAUGGACGAUAAGGAGGAAAUGAACGAGAAGGCACGCGAAGCUGUUUUAUUGGCUAUGAAGGACGGUUCAUGGACUGACAACCUUCGUGAUGCAAUCUUGGGUGGAUCGAGUACCAGUGCCAGCGAGGGGAGCGAUCAAAUGGAUUCGUCUAGCUCUGAGGACGAAGACGAUGAAAAUGUUGUUUCCUCAAGUGCUGCUGGACCCUCUGCAUCCACCCACAAAGCUGCUCCUCGUCGUUUUAUUGGAUUUGACGAUGAUGAUGAGUUUAUGAGCGAUUCUGAGGAGGAAGAGGAGGAAGAGCCUAAGGGCAAAGGCAAAGCCCGUGCCUAA